Messenger RNA from Diabrotica virgifera virgifera (western corn rootworm), 585 nucleotides. It is a transcript of the gene Sem1, whose product is annotated as 26S proteasome complex subunit SEM1. The transcript has 3 exons. The coding region runs from base 293 to 505 and encodes 70 amino acids. Gene Ontology annotation, cellular component: proteasome complex; proteasome regulatory particle, lid subcomplex. Lineage: Eukaryota; Metazoa; Arthropoda; Insecta; Coleoptera; Chrysomelidae. Gene Ontology annotation, biological process: proteasome assembly; mRNA export from nucleus; double-strand break repair via homologous recombination. The record is from RefSeq and is a predicted model, not a curated record.
ACAAGAAACGAUAUCAGAAACGAUAUUAGAAAUAAUACAAGAAAAUGCAUAGUGUCAUACAGCCUUAAGGCAAAGAGAAUGAUGAUGAAAAUAAGUUUCUGAUUCCAUCCACAGAUGUACGCUGCAAUUAUAUUUUUGACAGUUGACAAAGACAAAGUAGACACAAAAUAGACAGUUGACAAAGACAAAAAAAUUUUUGCUGUUUUCAAUUUUCAACAGCUCAAAUUGUACUGUAAUUUAUAUUAAAAUUUAAUAUUUAAUACCUUCUUAAAACUUACAAAUCAUCCAUAAAAUGACUGACAAAGCCAAACUGGAUCUUGGAGUUUUGGAAGAGGAUGACGAAUUCGAAGAGUUUCCCGUCGAGGAUUGGUCCGGCAAAGAAAAGGACGAACAGGAUAUUAGUGUAUGGGAGGAUAACUGGGAAGACGAUAACGUUGAAGACGAUUUCAACAAACAGUUAAGAGCCCAACUCGAGAAACAGAAAGCAAAGCCUCCAGCAAAAUAGAAUUUAUAAGUGAUCUAAUUCCAUCUAAAAUGUAUAUUUAUCUCUAAUUAAUGUGUUUGUAAUAAAAUAAUAAAAAUUUG